GUCAUCUGCCAAACGUUCGGCACGAUUGUACCGGUGCUAAUAGAUAAAGGUUGUUCCCUCAAAGCUAGCGGACCCGUCCGUAGUGACAGACUCUCGAAACGAUGAAUCUGUUAGCGGUAACUCUAGUGAUACUUUGCCUGGCACCGCCCAUUACCGCAGCACCGUGCGACGAACAGGUCGACAUCGAAGAUCGGGUGUGCACCGAUACCGAGUACGAGGCGUACCGGAAAUGCAUCGAAGAGACGAAGGCUUUACGUGCGAAGCGUCAAACGACGACGGGAUUACCGUGCCCGCUGGCACAACCCAUACUGCCUGUGAUACAGACGGAACGCCCGUUUGAGGUGCUGGUACCGGUGGAACCGCUUAAGAUCAUCCGUCAGCCAACGCUCAAAAGUCUGGACCGAACGAUCAUCGUGCGUACGGAGCAGAACGAGGAUGAUGAAGAGGAUGGAGGUGCGGAGGACGACAGUAUGUACUACCACCUGCCAACCAACGUGACGACCAUUAUCCGGCUAACGGCCGUCGUGAACAACACGAACCACAUUCACAUGCCAACGACACUCAACAACACGAACGUGAACAACAUCCACAUCUACAGUAACCAAACCAACGGGGAAGGGCCACAGAACGCCGCCACCGAUCAGCAAUGCUGCACGGCCGUACGACCGAAGAGUUGCCACACGACGGAGCAAGGCAUUCGCUGCCAGCAUCGUCGGUUCCGCACCUGCGGACCACAGUGUACGGCGCCGAUCAUACAUGUGCAGAAGCGAAAGCGCUGCCAGCCGUCAAUGGGCAACUGCGAGGAGAAGAUAGCGUACGUUCCGCAGCCCGUUAAACCGACCUGCGUCUACAUUGACCAGUGGCCGUACGUGGUUUGUGGGAAGAUUGCCAAUAUGACUGUGGUGUGUGCCGGGUGCUACGAUCAUUACGGGCAGGGCCGCGAGGCGUACCAAGCGCGAUUCAAUAUGCAGCAGGAGUGUAUCGGGUGCUAUGACGAUGCGUUCGAUACGGGACCACUCUAUCGGCGUGGUCCCGUGUUGCGUCCCUUCUACUACCACGAGACACCGUGCUAUCUAACCGGCGAUUGCCCGGAAUCGUUCGAUGAUUGUGGGUACGGUUGCUACGGUCACGAGCUGAUCGAUCCCGUGUGGGGUUCAAAGGAGGUGGAGUCAGAUUCCAAACCAGCAGUGGACCCGGCCACCAACGUGGUGUACGUUUCGGACGAUUUGGAGGUUUCGCAGCAGCCGUCCAGUGACUGGGGUACACCGACUUACAAAUGUGCGGUGGCGGAUGGUGAUAAGAUCACGGUGACGAACUGUACCGGCAAGAUUAACAAUCCGUUCGUUGUGGCUCCGGCGGUACACCCAUAUUACAAGGCGGUACAGUUGGAUUCGCUAGAGCAACGCGAAAGAACUACCGAAGCAUCGUCACCUCCGAUGGAAACCAUAGAUAUUGACGAUGAUGGCGCGGACGGUUCUGGGGAAGUGGACAACAAUGAAGUUUUCCUCGUUGGAGACUACGAGGAUCCAGAUUUUAAUUUGUAAAAUUACAAAUACAUCACAA
This is a messenger RNA of Anopheles darlingi, 1563 nucleotides long. RefSeq lists its product as uncharacterized. The transcript has 2 exons. The record is from RefSeq and is a predicted model, not a curated record. The coding region runs from base 102 to 1544 and encodes 480 amino acids. Lineage: Eukaryota; Metazoa; Arthropoda; Insecta; Diptera; Culicidae.